Messenger RNA from Coturnix japonica (Japanese quail), 20387 nucleotides. Lineage: Eukaryota; Metazoa; Chordata; Aves; Galliformes; Phasianidae. The record is from RefSeq and is a predicted model, not a curated record.
UACGUCCUCUAUCUUUGUAUCUCACUGCUUUGCUGUCAUAAAGUGUCUGUGGGCACAGUCAUGUGUAGGAGCCGGAGUGUUCUGCAGUGUGUGUGAGCUUUGUCCCCUUUUCCUCACUGUGUCAGUGGGAGGAUCAGCAGCAUUGGAUUAACGUGGGGUGCAGAAACUGGCAGCCCCUGGGAGCUGCAGGCAGGGCUCAUGUGUGGCUUAACAUGCAGAGUGUGUAAAGGCAUCAUUCCAAAGUGACUCUAAGCUCAACCACACAAGGCAGGUGAGGUUGUGCAGAGGAAUAACUUUAAGAUUCAUGUGCAGGAAGGAAGGUUGUUGUCUUUUCUCGUGGUGUUUCAAGUGACCCUUCUGACUGGGCCUUACAUUACUGCAGGCCUUGCACUACUUUCUUACAGUACUUUAUAAGAUGUGUGUGUAUGUGGCUGUGGCUUUCCAGAGGCCUCGCAGCAAUAGGUUGUACACGUGGUGCAGCCGUGCUCAGGUUUUCCCAGCAGUGCAGCACCCAGCUGUACCGAGUGGAAGUGGAAAGGUGCCGGUACGGGAGGGCAGAGCGUGUCCUGCGUGUCCUCUGACAUCGCAGCAGCAAACAGCACGUUUACAUGGGGAGAAGGGAAGGCUGAGCACGUAGGGACGCGUACGGGGCAGGCAGAGCGAGCAGCUGCGUGCGGGCACUGCGUGUAAUGAGAUGCUGCCCAUCGCGACCCUCCGUGCGGUUCCUCCCUCCGCAGGGUUUAGGGGCUGCCGGGUGCGGGGCUGGAGCGGCGUCGCUCCGGGCAUCGAGCGGCCGCCAGGGGGCACCGUCCGCCCUCCGUGGGCCGCGGGGCGCGCAGGUCGGAGCGGCGCGGCUCGGCUGGACUCGGCUGCCCCGGAGCAACAACACCGGGAGCAGCGCGGGGCGGCUGCGGGGCGGCCGGGAAUAGAGACGGUCCCUUCCUGCCGCGUGCGGGGCCGGAUGGGCCGGCGGAGCAGCGGGGAGGGCGGGGGGUGGAGAGGGGGCAGCAUGGGAAGAGCCUCCAAAUUCACCGAGCCGGGUUUGCAGCGGGAGCUGCCCGGCUCAGGGGUGGGGACCGCCCGCUUCCUUAAACGGAGCGGGGAGCGGCGGAGCUGCCCCCUGUGCCGCCCCGGUGUGCGGGGCCGGGCCGACACAACCGGGCCGCGGCCGCAACACGUGGAACAAACAAACUUUCGAGGGAUGUGGCUGCAGCCGGACGGAAACUGCGCCGCGUCGGGACCGCGCCGUCACGUUGCACGGAGCAGCUCGUCUCUUUCUGGUUUGAUGUUUUUGGGUGUUUCGUCGCCGUUAUUUUCCCUUCUCUUUUUACAUGGCUGCUUUGGGCUCUUUGGUAUUUUCCUUUUUUUUUUUCUUCUUUUUUCCUCCCCCUUGCCCUGCUGCUGCUGCGUGUUGGGUCGGGACUUUGAAAUCACGCUGGGGCGAGCGCAGCGCCUGGGAAGCCGACAGAAAUGUUGCAACGUCCCUGGUGGCAACGAUGUGAUUAUUUGUUUCUUUUGCCUUUUGCGAGGGCAAAGAGGAAGGAUGGAAAACAAAUCUCGAUGCGAUCGAUACCAGCUUCAGUAUCCGCCCGCGAGCGGUCGGGGCCCGCGGUCGCCCGCAGCUUCUCCGCACGGACUUGAGCCGAUCCCGAGCCCUUCCCGGCCGUAACCCCGCGGACCGGCGGCCCCGGGGAAGGGGAGGAGGCCGGGGGUCUCCUCGGCCCGUUCCCCCGCUCCGUCUCCCCCGGCUAUUGUCGGGCUCGGGCUCUUUGCUCUGUUGGAAGCUCGCGGCGUUUUUUGCUCUCCGCGCACGAAGUUCCCCGGUCUGUGCGGUGCCGAGUCACGGCGCGUUGCGGGCCCGGCCCGGGCUGCGGGGAGCCGGCAAUGGGGGAGGGGGGCGGCGCGGGGCUCUGCCUCGGACCGGGGCGGUGGCUGCUGCUGCCGGGGGGUCCCCCGUGGCCGCGGGGCGGGGGCCGGGGCUCGGCGCUCGCGAUAGACACCGGCCGGAGAAGGGAAUUAAAAGCUAGUUCAAUAAAAAAAAAUCGCGAUCCGUGCCCGAUCGGGCGAGCUGAGGGCUGGGUCUUUGCGGGCGAGAUGAGAGGUUCGUGUCUUCAACUGGCCUACAAAGUCCCAGUUCUCGGCUCCCAGGACCUGCCGGGCUCGCAGCGGGCGAAGACGGAGCGGUUGGGGCCGCCGCCCCCGGGACCCGGCCUCAGCCGCCGCCUUCCCGUUCCCGGCUCCCCGCGGGCCGGAGCGAUGGGACCGAGUUCGUUCUCUGCGGAGUGAACAUUUCAACUGCUUUUCUUAAAGCUGAAUUCUAUGUAAAGGAGAAGUGACUAGAAACCCCAAACUGGGUCCCAGGUCUUGCUUAACUCUGUAAUGCACACUGACUUGCUGACGCGACUCCAGUUAAGGUAUGGUAUGAAUCGGGAACUCCAACAGCCGCUGUGGAAUGAGUGCGUUCACAUGAAGUCAUCCUGCAGCAGCUAUUGCAGAACAGUCAACUGCUCUGUGUAAGCAAGCCCUAAAAGACAAGCCUGGUCCCAGUGGUUGUGUGACUAGGUAAGGGAGGUACUGGGCACAAGAAAGGCACCUCCUUUCUGCUAAGGACGGGCUGGGAGCAAAGAAACCCGUGCUGCUCAGGGCUGCCUUGCAGACCACUGCUUUGGGAGUGCCUUGAUUCAGGACUUUCUGCUUUGACGCCUUUGAUUUCUGAGACUGGCCCAGCAUACAAAGCCAUAGACUGUUUCCUCAUUUAAACAAUGCAGUGUCUUUACCUGAUACUGGAACAAGAUGGAAGGGAUUGAAUGCUUCCCCCGCUGAGACACGUGGAUGGAAUGGAUCUGCUUUUAAUCCAGUGUCUACCUACCCAAUGAACAGAAGUGCCUCCACUACUUACAAGAUGGAGAACAACAACCGACUCUUAGUACUGGAAACAGGAAGAUCCAGAAGGGGUUUUCAUUCCUAUGUUACAAUUUUUAUCUUUACUAUUCACAUCUUACUCAAAGUAAGAAUAUUUAUAUGUUAAAAUAAACCUCUUUUUGCUUUGUAAUACUGGAUUGAGCCUGCCCAGCUUCUUCCUAUCACAGCUGUGCCCCAUGGAGAGAACCCAGUGGUGGAUGAUGGUCAGAAGGGCCCCUAUGAAUGCAGGGAAUGCACACAUAGCAGUCCUGCAGCUCGUCCUGAAGCUGGUGCAUGGAUGAAUGGAUCAUCUUCUCAUGUGCUAUGGGAACUCUGCCUAUAUAAAUGUCUGACAAACUCUUCCAGUGCUUUAUAACUUUGUGUCUUCUACCUUCUGGUAAGCCACAAUUUCCUGCUUAUGCAUCUCUGUGGAAGAAACCUUUCAUAUAUGUGACUGCAUGUGCUGAAUAGGAGAGCAAGAAGAGUUGGUGUUAUUUUUAUCCUAUCUGUUCUCAAAACAGCUCUCCCAGUCAUACACCCCUCCAACAGCCUCUCAGAGCGGAGGGCAGGUGCAGAGAGAGCCCUGUGGGGACACUUGGUCCUUGGCCAGGGGCUGGCAGGCAGGAGGGCUCCUGUGUGCCCUGCAGGUGGGAUCCUGCUCCAUUUCACUGCAGGACAUUCUAAGCAGAUCUGUGAGUCCCAUUGUCUGUGCCCAGGCCAAAGCACUAAGAUUUCAUGGACCAAUUUGGCUGUUCCUUUUGAAACAUCACUGUCAUUUAGCACCUCCAGCCUGGCUUGGAAAACACAGAAAUACCUAAAAUAAAUGUUUUGAAAAGUACACACAGGCAAUCAUGAUUUUUUCAGUCAGUCUCAAGUGAUGCCAUCCACUUCCACUCUGCUUAAGUGCUGCCCUAGACUUGUUGAAGUUGCCAUCCCUAGCGUAUGCUAAGUAGUAUGAACAUUAAAAUAGACCCUGCCAAAAUAAAGCAUCCCCUACUCCCAUGCAGAUAAUUCUGCAUGGAUAGCAGAAGAUGUACUAAGUCUGAGCCACCAUUCAUAUUUCUUUGCUCAUCUAAGCAAUUGCACCAGCAUCUUUCAAGCACCAGCGCUCCAGGCUGCAAGGAGUCUCUGGCUGCAGAGCACCUUUCUGUAUCGCCCUGUGAUGUUAUCAACUGCUUUCAGUGCACAACAUCUGCCUGGAAUAAUCUAAUGUGGUACUUUCAGUUAAAUAGAAAUUGUAUGUCAGCCACAUGAUCUGAAUUAGACCAGUGCAGGAAAUAACAUUCUGCUGGCAAAUUUGGUGCCUUCUUUCAAUGGGGCCCUUUGGUACUUUGCUGUAGUUUUUGAUGGAUAGCUGUUUUAUGGAGGAAAUAUGGUUAUUAAGGCAAACUUUCUUCAUUAUUUAAACUACUUUGAGCAAAACUGAAGAAAUCUAAGCUGCCAAGCAAGCUUUAGUUUUAGUAGAUUACUGCUGGGCUUUGUCUUUUUAAUUAGGCCAGUGCUGAUCAAGUUCUUGAUCUCUUGCUUUCUCUAAGCUCAAAAGGGACCUCAUUCACAUACGAAGAGUAAAAGCAGAGAAUUCAGAGUGGUAGGAAUCCAGUUUAUAAACUAGGUAAGCUCGGGGAGAGGGGAACAAUGUAUUUAUUAGUCUGCAAUUAAGGGAAAGCAGUGAAGUUUUCUCUGAACAACUCAGACUCCUGCAGUUUUCAAACACACUGCUAGUUCAUCCAUCAUCCACUUCUUCCACAGUGGACCGACAUGCCCUAAUCAUUGCCAGCAUAUAUACAAGAAGCAUGUUUAAUCAUUACAUCAUAAAUUGGAACAGAACUGAACUAAUGAUACAGCAGGGACCUAAGGCAUUUUCAGUGCUCCAGUACACAGGACAGGGUUUGACCAUCAGUCUGUAGGCAGAAGGGCUGUCACAGACAGUCAGUCACAAUAUAUUCUGAUCUUUUGGUCAGCACAGAUGCUACCUGCAGUACCAGCCUUUGGCCCCAUGACUGAUGAGAAGCAAAUCUACGGAUUCCAGUCCUUGUACUUCCAAGUUGUUAUGGCUCGCUAUUAAAUGGGGAAAGGAAGCCAAAGGAAAUCAUGUGCAUUGGAGUCAAAUACCAUUUUUAGGAGUGGGAACUGCAUGAGUAUUUCACCAGUGAUUAAAAUAGCCAGGGACCAGGGCACACUAAUGAUUAAUGAUCUCUUUCUGCAAGCUGAGGACAUGUCCUACAGAAUCCGGCCCUCCUGAGAGACAGUCAUGAAGUACAGUUUGGCCGUAUUUUAAAGGCAUGAGCAAAAAUUGGUAGGUGAGCAUUUUUUUAAUGUUAUGGAUCUGCUAUGUCAUUUGGCUUGAAUUAUUGGCCGCUAUUUUGGAAGCAUGUGGCACAUAGAAGUAGCUCUUACCCAACCUGGUGCAGCCACACCACUGUCCCACUCCCAGCACAGGCAGGAGUGCAGGCUGAGAAGUUACACUAAGCUCAGUGCUGCAGGUGGAACAAGGCCAUCUACACACACUCUAAAGCCAUAUGUUUUUUUUCCUUACCUUGUUCACCUUCUGUGAAGGCAGCUCUCCUUAGCAGGACCACAGCACUCUCCUGAAGAUACAUCCUGCAUGCUGCUUUAUGGGGAACUUGGAGGCUUGGACUUCACCAUGUCCCAAUGGCAGCAUAGAGGAGGGCAGCUCAGGGCCCAGCCCCACUUGUGAGGCCCCACCAGCCAUCCUCCAUCCCUUCACUGUGUAGCAGAGAGCACUGCUGCAGUAGGAGGCCAAGCAAGAAGCUGUAUGAUCCCUAUUGACAUACCUGCCCUCUUACAGCAUCACGCAGACACCCCUGAUUUGUCCCUCAGAGAUAUCAUUUUUCCUGCACAGAAACAACAUUACAAGGCAUUACUACAAUGAAACUUCAGUUUCAAGUGAGGAACUUCUGGGAGUUCCUCUUUCUUUUCUUUUUUCCCAGCUGCAGGGAAGGGUGAAAACUAUCAGCUAUAAAAAUAUUACAGUUUGUGCUGUUAAACAAAUCAUAUUUGUCAACAGGUAGCUGAAUUACGCCCAAUUCCACUGAGAGCCAAAACUGAUCGUUUUUCCCAAUGCUCUUGUACAGUAACAGCUGGCAGAACACUGUCAAACAAAGCUGGGCUGGGCUGAUAAAUAAACCAACGAGCCUCAGUGUAGGAGACACACCAUCUCAUGGAGAGACUGCAGCUCAUGCUGGAAUUGUUGAACAAAUGCUUGUUAACAAUCUACACACAGGCAGAGAGUUGCUUUAUGAAAAGGUGCUAGAAAAAUGUUACCUGAAUAAGACACAGCAUUCCUAGUGUUAUCAACCAGCCAGGUUUUAGGUCUCAGGGUACUAAAGCACACCAGCAAACCUGCUAACAAUGUUAGCAUUUCUUGUUCAUUCCAAUGGAGAGUCUGGUCACUGGAUUCUGGAUGAGUGGAAAGUCCCAACAAGUUCUAAGAUACAGCCAGGCAACCUAGAAAGCAAACAGAGUGAAAUCUAUUUCUAUUAUUUGUUUCACAGCUCCCAAAUUCUGUUGGAGAGUUUUCCACUCUUCAGUUGUUUCUGAAGCAGGAGGAAACCUCUGAUUGCAGAUGCUGUGUUCCCUCUAAGCCAAUCAGACUACACUGUGCCAGGUGGGAGAGGGAAGGAUAACAAGUGAAAAUGCCCCAUCAGGAGAUACAGCUUCACCUUUGAGCUCAGAGCCUCGUGCAGCCAGCAUGUAAUGCUCUGUGUUUUGUACUUAACACCACUCUGGUUUUGUCCUUGCUCUGCAGGCAUUUUAUUUUUAUCAUGGGUAAGAAGAGGAAUGAGCACAGGGCUGCAAACUCCAUCUUGGUGCAAAUAAACCUGCAGGAGAUUAAAUUAGGGACCUAAAGACUGAAUAUUAAAACAUUUCAAACUUUGGAGUUCAUUGAAAUAAGCAGUUGCAAAACAAAGCAGUCUGACAAAAUUAGCAGGACCAAAGUGCUAAAGGAAUCCACUAAGGGUCAUUUAUUUACUGAUGCAGAUUUAAGAGAACUUCUAAAGUUAUUUGUAUUAGUGGCUGUAUAUGUCAACAUGCUAUUUCCUCUAUGCAUUUUGAGUCCAGAUUAGCUAAAGUUUUAGGUGUUGGCAGACUUGCUACAAUAGAAGGGAAAUGCCACUGGAAUAACUUUAAACAUGAUCCAAUCCCUGAUGAUUCAUUGGAUGUGUUAAAAUUUCCUUUGAGACCAUGUAAGUAAUGCAGGGACUGGAGUGCAGAGUGCCUGUGACUCAGCUCUCUGCGAGGCAAAGGGAGGAUGUCAGAAUUACUCACUGGGACAGGAGGAAUCUCAUUUAUCUAUUUAUAGGCAAGGCUGAGAUGAGCUCGUGCCAUUGAAGAGCUGAAUUUGCCAGUUCUCUUGGGGGGGUAGGAAAGGGGAAGGCCCUCCCUAUAGCCAGUGGGGCUGCUUCCAAACCCAAGGACUCUGGCCAGCUGCAUUUUCUUGUCCUCGAAUGAGCAGCAUGGUGCUCCUGGUGCAGACCUGUGGGAGCGCAGAGCAGCCCCAGCCCCUGGACUAGCUGCUGCUCAGCCCCUGCUCCAGUGGGGCUGCAGGACCGGGAGGUCCCAUGCCCUGAAGUCAGUGGGCUCUUCCCACUGCAGGAGCAUCCCUGCAGCAUGUGUGUAUGUCAGCCAGCUUCAUUUAAGAGAUGCAGAUUAGAGGCCAGCACCUGAUUUGCCAAAAGCCUGUUUACUGCUUCUCUUCAAAGAGGUACAACAUCAUUCUCCAUGUGGGCAUUUUGCCUAACAGGGCAAUCAGAAAAGGAAAGCUCCAGGGGACAAAGUGGGGAGCUGAGCACACUGCCUGCUUCCAGCCUCUGCACAGCCUGCAAGGCACUGACAGUGUCCGGACAGCAGUUCCUGAAGGUGUGCUUUCAGCCAUGUCUGUUCAGGUUUGGGAGGUGAAAGACAGUCACAUUUUGGGUAAAAAGCAAGAGCUCAAACCCACAGCAAAACGAUUUAGUGACACUGCUUUUCUGAUACAGCCAGCACUUAGCAGCACACCCUGCAGCUUAAUUUUCUUACUAAGAAACAAACCACUCCACAGUAGGCACCACACACCGCACUGCUCCAUCACUGGGAACACCUUUGUGCUGUUGGUCUGGGCUGUUCUUUCCAUUUCCUGCAUUUAGCUGCUGUGUCUAACUCCCUUCCCAAAAAAAGAAGUUAUCUAGGAAGGCAGAGCUCUGGGUUACUGAUCCAGCCUCCUACUGUUACAUUCAAUUACAUCAUAUCAUGCUUUUUGGCAGGCUGUCCCAGCACUUCAUUUAAAAUUUUCAGCCUUAAUAUCAUUUGUUCUUGUGCCAGCAUCAUAAUUUAGUUUAAACAAUUCUCUUUUUUCUCUGAUCUUUACCUAUCAGAUAUAUUUACUGAAAACAAUCCUAUCUCCUCUAGCCUUUGUUUUGAAAAACUAAACAAAUGAAACUUUUCUAGUCUCCUCUUGUUCUAAACCCUCUGAUCAUCCUCAAUGCCCUUCUCUGUACCUGCUAAUCUUCCUCGAACAUGAGUGGACCUGUACCUUCUAGGAUUGUGUUUGCCUCUCCAUAUCAGAUUGGUGGCUCACAGUUAUCCCUGGGAGCAAGUAAUUCUCUUUGUUUUUUUUUCCCACCCCCUGCCUUUGUCAUCUUCAAGUGAGUAAUAUGAUAUUCUACUUAUUAAUUUCUAAAUGCAUGUCUUAAUACUUUGUCUGUUCUAUUUCAGAUUAAUUCUGUCACUCACUCUUUGCUGACUGAUGUUCUGAUCAUCCUCUCUAUUAAGAAAGCCCGUGUUCUCAGCAGAUUUCUUUACUACAUUCCUACUGCUGUGCCAGACUCGUUAAUGAAACAAGCAAGAGUGAGCUCAACACUGACUCCUGAGGAGUUCCACUUACUGACUGCCUCUGUCUGGCAUUUCUUCUCUCCUCAGAGCUCCCCUUUCCUCUACACUCCAACAGUUUUGCAUUCACCAUCCACACUAAUCCCCAUCGUCUCAACUUCUACCAGUAAUUUCCCCUGUGGUAUAAUAUCAGAUUCUUCACUCGAGUCUGGAUAGAGUAAAUCACCUGUAUUUCAUUUGCCUAAAAAAAAAUCAGUCAUCAAAGAGAAAUAUCAGGUUAAGCUGAACUCAUUUAAUGUGCCAAAUCCUGGGAUGGAAAUCUGCCAGUGCAACUUCACCUGAGCACACUGAAUUCUUCAUGCUUUUCCUUCCACCUUACAGGCGAUCAUUUUCAUUCCCUUAUGUAUAUUCCCACUAGAAAUCCUGCCUCUGUCCCACUGCUCAGCACGAUCAUCUCUACUGAAAAUGUGGACGAAGUGUUCUUAAUUCAUUUUUAGACCACAUGUAGAUGGGUCUCAUCUCAGCCCCUUCUCACUCUAUAAUGACCACAUUUCUCCUCUUUUGAUUUCUCUAGUUGAAACCCUCAGCCAUCUGUUCUAAUUUCCUUUUCAAGUCCAAUUCACAAGUUCACUUUCGACAUGUUUUAUUCUGACUCUACCUUUCCCAUCUCAGCAACUUCGAAUUGGAUGACUAAAGCAAAUGCUGCCUCCAACCUUCUGCUCCACCACUCUUCUCCAGUGCCACCCUUGUGGCAGUAACUCAUCAGGCAGGUCCAGAACUGCUGCACUGAACACGUCACUGCAGUGGCUGUUCAGGACCUGCAGGGUAAGGUGCUUUGUCAGCCCUGUGAUAAGAGCAAUGGCCUCCAUCAAAGAGCAGAGCAGAGCAUCGUAUUCUGUAGCAGUUUCUCUCCAGACAUCUGAUUUCAAUACCUAGCUGCAUGCCAGCAGAAUACCCUCAUGCCAAUCAGAACUUCUGCAUAUCAGUUAAUGCUCUCCAUGUGUUUGGGACUGGUUAUUUAUCCUACUGGGGUUGGAAUAUUUCCUAUCAGGGUUAAUCUUCCUGCAUGUUUCGGCUAGUUUUAGAAUCCAAGUUCCAUCACAUUCAGUGAUGCACUCAGUUCUGCAGUGCAGCUGAUUCCACUAAUUAGCCCCCUUAAUUUCCCAACAUUUGCCCUCUCUGAGAUGAGUGUGUUUUGGUGUGUCACUACAGAAGCUGUUGAAGAUUCAGUCCUAAUGAGGUGCCUUUAAAAGCUCAUGUUUCUUACCCAGAGUCCUCAGAGGCUUUGGCUGACUCACAACUUGGUGCUUUAGAGACAGUGAAAGAACUUCCCUUUGUGCAUGAGACAGACUCUGUAUCAUCUUAUCAUUGCUCAAUAUUACCCAGUAUUGUCAUUCUGUAUCCAGCUGAGACAAUACAGAGCCUAAAAGGUCACAUUUCAGAAGAUACUGCACUGGAUGGAGAAUCAGUUAAGUCCCUAAAGUGUAGUCCAAAGCUUCCUACCCUCACUGAGAUCACUGCAGCACUUUGCUAAACCAGAUUUGCUUACUAGAAAACAAGAUGUCUGUAUCAAGCUAUUUGCAUUGAAUUCUGCCUAUUUCCUGCAGAAAGUAAAGCCCAUCAAGACUGCAGCUGACCAUUCCUAGACAUGCAGGCAAGGAGCAGAAGCUUAGCAUAGACUGCUUAUAAAGCACCAGCACAAGAGAGCCAUGUCCACAAGGGACUUCUGAAAAAUGCACAGCACCUUUAAAAAUCCAAGCCUUACUGCCAGGACUCUGCAUGUGACACGUCCUCUCUUUACCUGCUUCCUCAGCUGCACAAUACAGCAGCACUGCCCUCUUCCCAAGCCAACAUGCGAGUGAUGCAGCCACAGUGCUGGGGCCAUGUUGCCAUCUAAGACAGAUGGAAGAUGUCUUCCGCUGCCAAACUGGUGUGUGUUCAAACCCUGUAGGAAGAGCUGAAAUGGCAGAGCAAAGUAAAUUACUCUCCUCUAUUUCAAGGGGAGCAAAUAAGCCCCUUUCCCAAAACAUGUCUGCCCUGAAUGCUCCCUGCUCUGCUGGGCACCUACUGACCUUGGCAGUGUCACAGGACUCGUGUUGUUCUGAAAGAGUAACCUCCUUGUGAAGAGGCUCAUUGCUUUGGGAAACACAAAGCAGUCUUGUCCUCCAAGUGUCCAAGCCUUCUUUUCACGUCUGUUUAUUCCUUCACUAGCAUUUAUUUUUGGCCCUGAAAAAAAAACAACCACCACCACACAACUCCACAUUAAAGGGAUGGUGUCCAGUUAAAACCCGCAUACUGCACCACCCCUUUGCACCCCUCUGCAGGGGAAGGCAGCAAGGAGACCAACAAAAAAACUGUCUCCUGUUGGGCACAAAACUGCCUUUGCUUUCUAGUGAAAAGGCAGCAGAGCAUCCUCAGAAUCAUGGAGCACAUUGGUCAAACAGGCACAAUCCUGCAUGCCUGAGGCUUGUUUGUAUACAGAAUCACAAAUUCAAGGACCAAAUUUCCAUUGAUCCAGGAAAAUCUUUCUAGUUGAUAUUAUAAAAGGAGCCCAGGAGAGCAAGACACCAAUGUUCCACAAUGUCACACCGAGUUUGUGAUGUGUGUAACUCUUGGGCAAUCCCAGCCCUUGCAACACGGCUUAUCAAUGAUAUAAAAUCAGAAAUACAGCUUCAUGCUGCUUCUGUGCUGACUCCACAGCUGUUCAGGCUACUAGAGCAAGAACAUGGCUUCUUAUGCAGCAUAGAAAAGGUUAAGAGGAGCAGCAGGUGAUUGUUGCCUCCUGAGGCCAGUGCCAGCUGCACUUAACCGCUGCUCAAGGCCAGUGUUAAGGCAAACAAAAGCACUGGGGUCACCAGCAGAAUAUGCUCACCUGUUUGACUUUGCAGAGAAGUAAUCACAGCCAGUGCCAGCUUUGUGCCUGUCACAACGCUGAGAGCUGUGACUGUGUGUGGCCUGAUGCAGCUGCAGAAGGGCUGUCUAAAGGCUCACAAAGCUGAAGUCUGAGGCACAGAGUUCAAGUCCAAGGUCCUGUAUUGACAGUGUGUGUGGUCAAGACCUGGGUUCCUAUUGGAAGAAGGAGAGAAGGAAAGCAGGAUUGCAUCAUGAGCUCUUUGUACUGGUUCUGAAAGAGCAGUUGUGCUUGCUGGCAAUAUCUACAUCUUGGACCACCCAGCAGCAUCCAGCACCCCGGGUCAGGUAGCUGUGCUCCAUUCCUUUAGCACCAUGACUGAGUUGGGCACCUGAGGACAAAGUUAUUAAAGCAGUCUGCUCUCAAGACCUCUGUGACAGCAACUGUAUCGCUGUCUGCUUUCACUGAGGUCAAUGGGACUCUGGCCACAGGCCUGAUUCAUCUCUCUCCUAAAUCAAUAGAUUAUCUUUCAAGUCUAUUGGCUCCUAUGAGCUGUCAAGCCCUGGAUGAACACUAUGGCAUGGUUCAGCCAAAAGAAAUGGGGGACAUGAUGGAAAUUGAAACCUCUGGAAAGAUUUGGCCUAUCUUGUAUGCUUAGCAAGUCAGUAGAACAUGAAUACUGCAUCCAUCACUCAGAGUAAGUGCUUCUGGAUGCUUGGCUGACUUUGGCAAGGGGCACUUUGAAAGGGAUAAAACUGCAUUUUCAUUGCUGAGAACCUUCCUACAGCAUACAAUGUGGCCCAUGGGAUGCUGGCAACCUACUGGUAUCGUUUUUAGGGACUACAUAGGGGCUAACACUGCUACACUGUAUAAACAAGUGCUUACCCCUGAAUAUCAGGUUAGUCCAGAAGGGAUUUACAAAUGCAUAGAUGGCCAGAGGUAGGCUGUCCUCCAAUCAGUCUGUGACUCUAGAUAGAAAAGAAAAAAAAAGAUGACUUUGUACUCUUCCAAUUACCUCCAUUUCAUACAUAAUUAAAGUAAUCACAAAACCAGAUGCAUUAUAUCAGUAACUGGCAAAUUAAGAAUUCGGUCACGGUUGUUCAGGAACUCGCAGCCUCCGUGCAAUACCAAUAAUAAUUAUUUAUAGCCUACUAUGCAAGGAAAUUAGUCCAGGAGAACUGACUGAUUAUAAGGUAGAACAGUCACCCCAAGGGAGAAGUUCAGUGCAAUAUGAAAGGUGCAAGACAUCAUACCAUUUUCUUGUCCUGUAUUAUAAACUUUACUGCAAGUAGCAUCCUUGUAUUUUGUAUUUUGUACAGAGCACCUCAGUUCCCCUGUAACAAACACCUAUUAUAUUCCUGCUGAAUUUCACUGAAUUUACUCCUGAUUUAUACUUAAGAUCAGAAGCAGAUCCACAUUGCUGCUUCCUAUACAAAUCCCUGAGCUGCUUACUCACAAGGAUGUACAGCUUCACAAAAGAAUGAGUUGAGAGAAUGAUCUGGGUGGCAGACUGUUAGUUCUGAUGGAAUUACCAUGACUAGCAUCUGGAGAAGCUGAAUGCAGCGCUAACUCAAGGUACAAGAAAGCUUCAGCCCUUGAAAAGAGCUAACAAAGACGAUGCACAGAAAGUGGGAGGUAGCAAAGAUAGAAAAUCUUUCUUUGUCAAAAGAACUCGUGCUCUGCGAGUUGUGAAAACAAAUGAUUUCCUGUGAUUAAUACCUGCCUCCUCUGCUGAAGGCAUCCAUCUCUGCUUGGAUCAGAUACUAGUAAAGCAAAGCUCACCUCUUAGGAAAGAAGGCUUUCCAUUUUGUUCCUGCUAACAUUCCUCCUCGCCAUUGUCCCUGCAUGGCCCUGCAACCAUUUUAUGAUGCAGGCCCAACAUAACUCACAGUACUUCCCAUUAUUGUGCACCACAAGUGUUAGCAGAGCCCUUUUUGUGGUAGAUAGCAGCCCUCAGACACCCCAUGUUUCCUGUUCAACUGGAGCCAAUCACACACUAUUUGGUACCAAAACUGAGUUCCUAAUUAAUUUACACACAAUGAGGCCAUUGUAACGAUAACGUAAUGGAGAUCAGUCCAUUAGCAAAAAGUGUGGAUAGAUUAUUUUCUUCUAAUGCUUCCAUCAAUGUUAAGACCCAUUAAUCAUAUUUUAAGAAAACAACCUUAAACUUACACAUUAUUUGUAGGCAUUUCUAAUGGGAUACCCAGCCAGCCCUGCUGUUCAGCAAGGAAAUCUCUGCCAUGCACUGAGCAGAACUGGACUUUUAGCACAGAGAAGAUUGCACAAGUGGUCCAACUCCACUGAUACUCUCUUUAUAAAGUGAGAAUAUAACAGUUUUAACGAAUAGGAAAUCAAGAUUGAAUGCAACAUGUUCUGAAGGAGGGCAACAUUCCUAGCAGCUGCUGAAAGGGAAGUGGAAUUCAUAAAUGCCUCCUUCAUCUUUAUCAAAUUACUAUUCGGCGCAGUUACAUUUAUUAAUAACAACAUCCCUUAAACCACAUUGUAAAAAUCCAUUAGCAAGAAAUGCUUUAAAAUGUACAACAGGCUGCAACAGAUGGUUUAUCAAAGGCUGAAACAAUUCCACAGUGUAAGCAGAGUGGGCAUUUUUAUGGGCUGCCAACCGUGCCAGAGUAUCAUUGUGAUAUAUUCACAAGUGGGAUGUUUGUGCAGUGUAACUAAAACUUUCUCUUGAAUUCAGUAAUCCACACAGCCAAGAGGUAAUGCAAACUCAUACCGUGCUUUGGAUCUUUUCCCCUCACUCCCAUCCAUACCUGUGCCUAGAAAUGCUGCCAGCAGUUCCAGAGCUGUCUGAUGCAGCACUGAGUGAGCAGUACCACAGUUCCCACUGCUCACACAGGGAUUGCACAUUGACUCCUCCAUAACCAACCCUCAUGAGAAGAACCCUCAGAGAGGUCACAACUAUUCAAAUCCAUGAGAGUCAACCCUUGCAGGACCAGCCUGAAGCCAACCACCAUAUCACCCUUCAAUUUUUUAACACAGUUUGCCCUGGAAGUUUACAUAUUCCCUUCUUGUUUCCUUACUUCAUCUUUUAAAAGCCAACAGUUUGAAUGUCAAUCACUGCUGAGCAAUCACUGAGAGGGUAUGAGAUACGGAGGUGAAAUCCAGAGGAGGGAUUGUCAUCAUCCUGGUGGCAGAAGCUGCCAGCCAUGCCCAUUGUGCACAUCCUGCACCACUGGAGAUGUGCACACAUCCCAGGGGGGCUGUUACAGAAGAGCUGCUGCUUUGCCCUGCUCUCAGUUGCUUCCAGUUUGCAGCAGAGAACAAUAAUGGCACAGAGAGCGCAGCAUUGCUGUGUGCUCAUUCCCCAGCAGUGACUGUAUCUGUCACAGCCUCCUGCUGUAUCAGGGCAAUGAUGUUUCUGAAGGCAUUUUCUUUGUUGCUGAACAAGGCGAAGUCUGAGCCUGGGAAUACAGGAGAGGCAAAGGGACAGAGUGAGGGAUGUGAGUGCAGCUGGGUACAAGUGGACAGCAGUGCUGGCAGAUCAGCCCGUGCACAUUCUCCUUCCAGAUCUGAUAAUUCCCUACUUCUAUAAAAACACACCCAAAGCAGAGGUCACAGGGUGCCUGGGGCAGAUAUGCAGACUGCAGCCCAAGUGCAUCCCAGUUCCCUGGAGGGAAAGGUCCCUUCACACCUGCAAGCUGUACCUGUAUCUCACCCCAGCAGGACAGGCAGACUGUGCCUCCACCAACCGCUCACCAGCUCCAUCCGUCCCCAUGGUGCAUUCCCCUUAGGAGAGCAAAAGGGUGGCAGAACAAAUCAGUGGCAGAAUGCAUCUUCUGUAACUGCACACGAGUCAACUUGUUAAGCUGAUGGUUUCUGUCCCAGCUGAGGUUGAAACUCCAUGAUUACUCUUGACCGAGCAUAGCUAGAAAACACAUAAUUACAUGGGCCAAAGCACAGAGAAUGGUGCCCACUGCUUCACUAGUAAAGUGCAGCACAUGAGGGGAAAAGAACCACUUGGAAAUGAAGUAGAUGUUCACACCUCACCACAUCCUCUCUGCUGAGUUUAUGGCUUUCAGGCCUGGGCAGCACGAAAGGCAAAAAUUUCUCAGGAGCGGUGAUGGAUUGCAUGGCAUGAAACACCACAAAAGGUGUCAGUGCUGGGGAUGGGGGUUCCACCAUCCAGCCAGAUGAGAGCAGUCCAGGCAAACGCUGGUGAGACAACACUUGGCACCUUGCAGGAACAAUCUGCAGUGAUGGAGGGAAGGGCUUGGACAUAGAUGGUGCUUUGAGCAGAAGUGGGGUCUGCCGGAGUGGGAACAGCUGUGGGGCUGGGAGGGAAACAGAGACAGGAAUGAGACAGAUACACUUCCCCUCUGGGAGGAUGGGCUCAGGCAGCCUGAGGAAAAUGAGGCUAAAAUGAAAGGGAGGAAACCAGAGAAGAGAACAUGGAACGGGGGAGAUCACAGAGAACAACAGGAAGCAGCGCUGAGAUGACAGACAUGAAGGCUGGGCUUGUAGGAGAAAAGCAAAAAGAGAGUAAAAAAAAAAAAAAAAUUAAAAAAAAAUCAGGAAUAUUGUGCAAAAGACAGAAAAUUUCUUUAAAAAGUCCCAUAAAAGUGCCAACCACCCAGCUGCUGUAAGUAAAACUCCAGUACACUUACGUCAACACCACACCACAGAUCAGCACCAGGGGAGGAGGACCGGGGUUGUUUUUUAAUUGCUUGGAAAGGCUUUCAGCGAUGCAGAAUGUGAACUCCAGCUUCCACUGAUGUCAAAGGGAUUUAGAGGUGUGUACAGUCCCACAAACCAAGACCCAACUUGUCAAAGCGUGUGAGACAAGAUGUCGCAUUAACCCCUCGACAGGAGCCAGCUUUGCAUGUUGCUUGACCUGCAGCCCAAUGCCAGCUCACCUCGAUGGGACACAUGUGGCAGGGACACAAGGACACAGGACAGCUCUGCCUUGCCCACACCACACCAGGCUUUUGCUUUGCUCUCCCUGAUAAGCAGUGAGGUCCUUGGUUUGCACAGCCAGGCAUGAGAAGGGGUAAGAGGCAUCCGCUUUGCUGGUUGAAGUGAAAUGUUUGGCUUAUUGGCACAGCUUGUUUAGAUUGGCUCCCAGCACUCAGUCGAUGUUAUUAGAGAAAGCAAUAAAAAUGCAUUAAAUACUAAGAACUACAUUAAAACAACAUGGAACAUGCAACACAAACCAAGAAAAGCAAGGGGCUGAGUAUGGAGUCCGCCAUUCCCUCAGUCAUGAGUAUGAAUAUGGUGGAGCCAUGUCACAAUGGCGUUUGGAAAGGUAUAGCUGGAAAGCUCUCGCAUGCUGCAACACGGAAGAUUUCAUCCCCUUUUCCUCUCCAAACCACAGCUUCUAGAAAGACUUUGAAAUGCUGCAGUCAGCUCCUACGCCUCCCUGCUGAGCUCCUUCCAGACUGAGCUCUUAAACUUGCUAUGUUUUUGCCAAGAUCUAAUUUUCUUUUGACAACAUAUUAAAGGGCAGAUUCCCAUGCCACAGGGAGGGACUGUGAGAUGUCAUAACGGACACAUCCGUCACCUGUCUGGCCAGAGCUCACUGUUCUACCCCAAUUCUUCAGCUCCAUCAGACCUCUCAGUUACUUCUUUGGCCUUGAGAUAGGACACCAGGGGCUCUGGGAUCCCUAACUUAUCUGUUUUGUUAACUGAUUUCAGCCAUAGCCAGAUCCUCACUUUUCUACUGUACUACGAAAAUCACAACUGCAUGUUAUGCCCAGUUGAAAAGCAAGGUAACUAGCGUAAAGCCUGGAUUUCCCAAGGGAAUAAAGCUUUAAAUGGAGCACUGUGCGAGCCCAAUGUGUGUGAGUAGAUUUUGAUUGUGCCAGACUAUUUCAAGGAGACAGAGACAGGGAUUUCUCAGCACCCUAAAGGUCCCAGACAGGAGCUACAGAUGACAGAUGGAGGACAGGGACACCAUCAGCAUCCCCCAAGGAAAAGACAGCAGUGGAUGCUCCCUCUACACCAGACAGCAGAGAUGCCACAAAGGGCUGCACUCUGCACAGCUGUCCAGAAACCACCUUCCUCACCCAUCACCUCCAAGGCCUUUAGCAGUGACUCAUCCACGUGUUGCUGAAGCAGCAUAGCAAGGAAACCGGAGAGAGGAUCAACACACAAGGCAACGGGAGCUGCAGCGGGGCAACAGCUGUCCCUCAGCGCAUCCAUUGUUCUUGUGCAGAGAAGCAGCUUUAAGAAAGCGGUGUAAAUUACAGGAACUGGAUCACUGGCUUGAACAAUGUCAGCACGUCCCUUCAAGGGCAUUCACUCCCCCCAUGCCAUGAAAUGACAAGUUAUUAUUUAACAGCAGACCUCACACAGAGGAAUGUUUUUCUGUAUUCAUGACCUCUAACAAGUAUAGCAAUUGUUUACUAUACUCUGAGUGAUCCAGAAGCAGCUAUAAUGUGAUAAUUAUAGAGAAACCUUCCUAAAAAUACAUUUCUGAUGCAUCAGCAAAAACUCAGCAGGCCCCUCCAGCUGGCACUGUACGUAUGAGUUAAGCCCAGUUUGAGAAUCAGAUCAUGCACUACAUUUUGUACAGCUGUGCAAAGACUCCAACAAGAAGCUCUGGAGCAGAUGUCCUGUAGCAAUGGAGAGAAGGGCACGAAGAAGCAGAAGAGGCCAAAGCCACGUUUCUUGACUGAGUGGUCAGUGACAUGGGAAAGCAUCAGUUCCAUUUUCAAGUUGGAUAAACUAAGGCUCUGGAAAUCAGCAUACCUGCAUGGUGUUUGCUUUCUUUGCCCAGCACAGCACUUCCCUGGAGACCAGUGGGACUUCAGUCUCUGUAGCUCCUUGGCAGCAUCCACAUCCUUCUGUGCCUCAGUUUCCUCACCUACAGGACGGCCCAGAUGACAAACCCUGAACCUGGGACUGCGUUGAAGCUUGGGAAACACACAGCACCUUGAAAGAGGGCGUCUAUGGAAGCACGAACAGUCAUUUAUUGCUUCAAUUAAAAAGAGUGUGUCUUACAAUCCACUGUCUGUUUAUACUUGCGCUCCUUAUGGAUAUCUCUCUGAAAAGAACCCAGCCUUGGUAGCUCUCGGAUUUGGCGCAGCGUGCCAAAUAAUAAGCAGGCUCACCAACCCUUCUACAACACACUGUGCUUCUGUGUAACUUUACGGGCUGUGUUUGACUUGUCUGAACUUGAACAGUCAGCACUGAUUGAUUGGCUUCUAAAAAUACACAUCUGCCAUGGUUCGGAGUCCAGAGAGCUCCUGUUGAUUUAGAUGGAGACCUUGCUGGGAAGAGGCUAAAACAGACACCUGACACCAGGGCGCUGCUGUCCAGCCACUUGCUGCCUCCUGCACAGGGUGCUCUGAAUGUGGGGCUCCACUGUGCUCAACAGCCCUCCAUACCUCUGAGUGGAGAAAAAGGCAGGAAGAAAGCAGCCCUAUGGAUCCCUUCCCUCCCUGCAACUCCAUUUCCAGGCUGCCCUGAAGCUGAUGGUGAUAAGCAGAACAAACUUGCACAUAACCUGCCAAAGGGCUGAGCUCAGGCGCUGAGCACCUGCAGUUCCCAGCAGUCGAGGGGGUGCUCAGUGCUCCACUGAGCUGGGAAGGCUCCCAAAGAAAGGGAUGUGACUGCUGCAAGGGAGGUGCAUUGCACUGUAUACCCUGGAGGAGGCUGCAAGCACAUGAUUAUUGCAACAGAAGCCGCUAGGAGAAAAACCAGAUUACCAUUUCCAUUGGAGGUAAUAGGUGCCUUGUUGAUUUAUAACCCUGUCACUGCUGGCCAUUAAGCAAACGCUAUUGCAGCUCCUAGAUCCCGUUCCAUAGCACACUGAGUAAACCAUAGUCUCUGGCACAGUGUCCUGGAGAACUCCACUGGAGGGCAUAGGGCCACAGUUUCCCCCUGUAGUGCCUGUGAUGUGAGCACUCCCAGUUAUGUACACCCAGAUCACUACAGCUGAAGCUUCAGAAUGCAUUUUGGAAAAGGAAGGAGGUGUGGGGCUGCAGGGAGCCACAGCACAGAGCACAGGAGCUCAAGCAGAUGAAGUUUGCUACAGGGAAACUGUAGAAAGUCAGGAGCAAAGCAGCAUCUGUGCAUUCUGAGUGUGAUGCAUUGACAGCAGCGUGCUGGGCACUGGUGAGGAACGCAGCAGCACCAGGUUUGCUGAAGAUGUGAAACUGAGACAGCUUCCAACACUGUGCCCCACGCUGGCAGGUCCCAGGGUCACUCUGCUCACUACCUGCUGACAUCGGAGCUAACAAAAGACAAAGCAGAGUGCAGUCAAAUAUAUACACUGGAUGUUGCCAUGCUACUGAAUGCAGCUUAGCACAGCAGGACUUUUUCUAAAUGAUAUAUUGUAGUUAAGCUAAAAUCUAAAUAAUAAUUCUUACUUUGGCUCUCUGGAAGAUCACAGCCAGACAGCUGCCUGUGGAAUACCAGGGCUAGUGGAAGAAAUUAUUGGUAUUCUAGGAGCACACAGGACUGGAGAUGAUCACUGCAGCCAGACUGUUUUCACAGCAUCACAUGCCAACCCUUUUGUGUGUGGGUUAUGCAACAGGACCCGGCCCUGCUCUCCUGAUGCAAGGUCUUGCAGAACCUGGUUGCUCCAAGGCCCAGAACCCUCAUUUCCACUAAACCAGUGCACUCUCUUCAGCUCCACCACAUUGAACAUCCCACAUGGUCACUUCUGUGCUACUCACUGUUCCUGUCAUCUUCUGAGUUCUGCUUCGGAUUUCUCCUUCCCAAAGACAGAUGAUGGGAACUGGCUGCGACUUUCCAGACGGAGUUGAGCAGUUCCUUGUAUGGUGGCAGUAGUGCUUCCCCAUCUUUACUGGAAAUAUCUUGCCUAAUAAACCCGAUGAUCUCA